AUGUUUGCCCCAGGUAGAUGUUGCCUGUGGUCAGGCCUGAGAAACCGUGUUGUAACUGGUGCUUUAGCCCCUUCAACUAGGUCCCUGAAUGAUGAUGCAACUAUCAAUAGAGCGAAAAAGAUGUUGCUUCAAUAUGAGGGAGGAAAAAUAGAUUUAUCAAAGGAUGACCAAUCAGGAAUUGCAAAGAUAUGCUUGAAUCACCCAAAGAAGAGAAAUGCUCUCUCAGGAAAGGCACUUGGUGGAGGUGCAGAGUUUACUAUCUCCCCAGACUUCAGACUCUUUGGUCCCAAAGGAGAGCUUUGCUUUGUUCAAGCAAAAAUGGGUGUUGCCACUGGCUGGGCUGGUGGAACCAUGCUAGUCAGGAAAUUUGGACCUCAGCUGGCAUUAGAUCUACUUCUUACAGGCAGAAAAAUUACUCCAGAAGAAGCAGUAUCAUUAGGCAUAGCAAGUGAUAUUGUGGAUUCCUUUGAUGAUGCUGAGGAGUGGCUCAAGAAACGUGUAGCCAUACCCACAGAAGUAUUGAGGACAGUCAAAGCCAUUGUUCAUUGUGCUAGUGUCACUGAUUGUCAUCAUGCACUGACAUAUGAAAAGGAACUCUUUUCACUUCUUUGGGGGGGAACUGCUCAGAAGGAAGCACUAGCAGGGAAUCUCAAACACACCUGA
Darwinula stevensoni is the source of this 663-nucleotide messenger RNA. The record is from the annotation of a GenBank genome assembly. Lineage: Eukaryota; Metazoa; Arthropoda; Ostracoda; Podocopida; Darwinulidae.